AUGGAUACAAAGGAAAUAAAGUCCAUAGUAUCAAAUUUGGAAAAGACCACUGACGAUGCCACGAUUUUAAAGAUGUUGAAUGAGUUAAACGACGGAGUAAAGCCUACGGAGAAGUUGUUGAGAGAAACGAAGGUUGGUGUGGCCGUCAACAAGUUUAGAACAAAUAAUAAUAGUGAAAUCAAUGGUUUAGUUAAGAAAAUGAUAAGAAACUGGAGAGAUGUGGUUCAGAGUGAAAAGAAUAGCAAAAAGAAGAACGCCGGCACGCCAUCCCAUUCCAUUGAAGAAAAGAAGUCGAUUCCAAAUUCCACUGAUAGUAAAUUCCACAAAGGUCCCAGAAAUCCCAAAAUAGAUGGCAUCAAUACCACUUUAUAUGAAAAUCCCACUAGAAAUGCAUCUGUGAGUGCUUUAUACACUGCAUUGGCAAUAGAGAGAGACGAUCCUGGAAGUCACAUAUUAUCCGUAGCUAGCGAGAUAGAAACUGAAGUUUACAAAAGUGAAUAUAUGGCCAUUAAUGAUAACUAUAGGAACAGAUUAAGGACAUUCACGAUGAAUCUCAGAAAUAAGAAAAAUCCGGAAUUGAGGCAUAGGCUCUUAAGUGGUCAGAUUUUACCGUCUAAGUUUAUUAAUAUGGCUCCCAACGAAAUGGCUCCUGAAACUUUGAAGAAAGAAAUUGAAAAGUUAAACAAACAAAAUUUAUUUGAUGCUCAAGGAGCCACAGAAAAGAGGGCUGUGACUGAUAGAUUCACUUGCGGCAAAUGCAAACAUAAGAAGGUUAGUUAUUAUCAAAUGCAAACCAGGUCUGCUGACGAACCGCUCACGACAUUUUGUACAUGCGAGAAUUGUGGGAACAGAUGGAAGUUUUCUUAG
Molecule: messenger RNA, 867 nt
Organism: Priceomyces carsonii
Lineage: Eukaryota; Fungi; Ascomycota; Pichiomycetes; Serinales; Debaryomycetaceae
Product: transcription elongation factor DST1
Exons: 1
Coding region: 1-867 (288 amino acids)
Biological process (GO): transcription antitermination; DNA-templated transcription; transcription elongation by RNA polymerase II
Cellular component (GO): nucleus
Molecular function (GO): zinc ion binding; RNA polymerase II transcription regulatory region sequence-specific DNA binding
Source: RefSeq, a predicted model, not a curated record